GCGUGCUUGUCCACCGGUCGACCGCCAUCUUUGAUCGCACUCUAAAUCGGUGAGAGGUGUGUUUUGUGACUCGCGGCGUCCUACCUGAUCCAGUAGCAGGUGUAGCCCGCGGGACCGGUCGGGAUAGGAGGGCCCACCCGGAGUGUAAGGGCGCUACUCUAGCUCUCCUGUGCGGUCUUAGCGUCUUCGCCUUCUCUAGCCUGCUGCAGAGCUGAGCGACUGCCCGUAUCCACCCUGUGCCCCGGCCGCCGCUUUCCUUCAGCCGCCUUCUCCGAGAGCCCGGUUCACCCCGCCGGCCUCUGCCUGGUCCGCGGCAGGUUUCUGCACCGCCGGGGUCAGGAGGGCCCAGUCCAUGGGUUGGACCUGUGUCUCUUGGUGCAUUAACAGGUCACAGGUGUGGCUCAGGGAGAGCUAGUCUAGUCUAGGCAGCUGGGUACCUACAACGACCAUCUUGCCAAUCCUUGCGAUCACAAGUAAGGAUUUCCACUGCUCCAACUGGCUGUGUGGACCAAACAGUAUUCAUUGGCCUCCAGACUGCCCAGUGGCUCUGCAUCCGCUUCCAUCCCUCUUUCUUAAGUGGCUUCUUGGGCUUACAGAGGACAUUCACUUAGACUUCCAGAAGCUGGAGGAAAGAAAUGGACUCCGUGGUCAUUGAGGAUGUGGCUGUGGACUUUACCCCAGAAGAGUGGGCUUUGCUGGAUGUUGCUCAGAGGAAACUCUACAGAGAUGUGAUGAUGGAAACCUUCAGAAACCUGGCUUCAGUGGUCAUUGGUUCAGGUUCUCAAAACCUUAUUGAUGGAGAAAAAUUACCGAGUAAACAUCUAAUGGUGCAAUUGAGGACAAAUGACUCCUGGCCCUCCAUGCUGGGAGAAAUCUGUGAAUUGCUUGGCUUUGAAGAUCAACAUAAAAUCCUGGGGAGACAUGUGAGGCAUAUGAUACAGAACCUUUGUGAAAAUAAGGAAGACAAUAAAGGUGGAAAACCCUUCAGCCAGAUUCCAAACCUUACUGUGUUCAAAAGAACUACUGGGGUAAAUCCUGAAUACCGUGAAUGUGGAAAAUUCUUCAUAGAUCACUCAUCACUUAAGCGUCAUAUCAGAUGUCAAACUGAAUGCAAUACUUAUCAACGUAAUGAACAUGAAGAAGUCUCUCUUUCUUACCUAAGUACUCCUAUGAGAACUCUUACUGAAGAUAAGCCCUAUAAAUGUAAGAUAUGUGGGAAAGGCUGCAUUUGUAUCUCAACUCUUAAAAAUUAUGUGACAACGCUCAAUGAAGAGAAACUCUGUGAAUGUAAUGGAUGUGGAGAAGAUUUCUGUAGCUCCUCAUCCUUUUGGACACAUAUGAGAGGUCACAAGCAUGAACAUAAAGGAUACUGGAAAACCUAUUCCACAUCACUCACUUCACACAAAAAAUUUCAUAGUGGAGAUAAGCCUUAUAAAUGUAAAGAAUGUGGGAAAGCCUUUAGUCGUUCCUCAUCCCUCAUUACACAUCUAAGAACUCACAGAGAGAAGCCUGAUGAACGUAAGGAAUGUGGGAAAGCUUUUGGUCGUUCCACACACCACACCACACUUAGAACUCACAGUAAGGAGAGGCCUUAUGAAUGUAAGAAAUGUGGGAAAGCCUUUAGUGAUGCCUCCUCUUUCACUAAACAUAAAAGAACUCACAGUGAAGAGAGGCCUUACGAAUGUAAGGAAUGUGGGAAAGCCUUUAGUGAUACCUCCUCUUUUGCUAAACAUAAAAGAACUCACCAUGAAAAGAGGCCUUAUGAAUGUAAAGAGUGUGGGAAAGCCUUUAGUUGUUCCUCAAACCUCAUUACACAUAGAAGAAUUCACAGUAGAGAGAGGCCUUAUGUAUGUAAAGACUGUGGAAAAGCUUUUAGUUGUUCCUCGGGACUCAGUGCACAUAGAAGAAUUCAUAGUGACGAGAAGCCUUAUGCAUGUAAGGAAUGUGGGAAAGCUUUUCGUUGUUCCUCACACCUCACUUCACAUUUAAGAACUCAUAGUGAAGAGAGGCCUUAUGAAUGUAAGGAAUGUUGGAAAGCCUUUAAAGACUCCUCUUCUCUCACUAUACAUGUAAGGAUUCACAGUGGAGAGAAGCCUUAUGAAUGUAAGGAAUGUGGGAAAGCCUUUAGUGCCUCCUCUGCUCUCACUAAACAUACAAGAAUUCACAGUGGAGAGAGGCCUUUUGAAUGCAAGGAAUGUGGGAAAGCUUUUAGGGUUUCCUCCUCUCUCAUUAAACACAUAGGAAUUCACAAUGAAGAGAGGCCUUACAAAUGUAAGGAAUGUGGGAAAGCCUUUAGUGACUCUUCAUCUCUCACUAAACAUGCUGGAACUCACAGUGGAGAGAGGCCUUUUGAAUGUAAAGAAUGUGAGAAAGCCUUUAAAGACUCCUCCUCUCUCAUUAAACAUAUAAGAAUUCACAGUGGGGAGAGGCCUUAUGAAUGUAAGGAAUGUAGGAGAGCCUUUAGAGACUCCUCCUCUCUUAUUAAACAUGUAAGAAUUCACAGUGGAGAGAGGCCUUAUGAAUGCAAAGAAUGUGGAAGAGCCUUUAGGGAGUCGUCCUCUCUCAUUAAGCAUAUAAGAACUCACAGUGGAGAGAAGCCUUAUGAAUGUAAGAAAUGUGGGAAAGCCUUUAAUGACUCCUCCGGUUUAACUAAACAUACAAGAAUUCACAGUGGAGAGAGGCCUUAUGAAUGUAAAGAAUGUGGGAAAGCUUUCAGGUGUUCUUCAGCCCUCACUACACAUAGAAGAACUCAUAGAGGAAAGAAUCCUGUGAAUGUAAGGAAUGUGGGAAAACCUUUAGUUGUUCCUCUCACCUCACUACACAUAUGACUCACAGAAGAGAGAGGAUUUAUGAAUAUAAUUAAUGUGGAAAAGCCUUUAUUCAUUCCUGCAUCCUUAUUGAAUGUUGAUAACCUCACAGUGGUGAGAGACCUCAUAAACAUAAGAAAAGGGAGAAAGCUAUUAUUACUCAUAACUCUUAAAGAACACAAAACAAGGUACAGUGGAGAGAAACCUUAAGAAUUUAAGGAAUGUGGAAGCCUUUAGUUAUUUCUUCCCCCUCUGAGGACAUACUGUGGAGAGAAUUCUCAAGAAUAUAAUGAAUGUACAGAAGUUUUCAAAUGUCCCUCAUUCUUUAGAACACACACACCUUAGCAGAUAUACUAGAGAAAAGCAAUAUAUGUCUAAGUAACGUUGCAUAGCUUUCAUCUCUUUUCACAAACCGGAAAGGAUACAAGGCAGAAAAACCAUGUAAGUGUAAGGAUUGUGGGGAAUUUUUUGUUUUUUUCUCCAUGCUUUCAAAGACAUUCUAAUUCAUGUAUAUGGAAAAGUCUUCCCUAAUUAACCCAAUUGAACAUGUGAGAAAGUUUUCUGGAGAGAUGACAUGUAAAAGUAAGGUAACUGGGAAUAUCUACACCUCUUUUUCCAUUCUUGGACAACGUGUGAGAUAUUAUACUUUGGAUUGAUGAUUUGAAUGUAAAAGAUGAUGGAAGCCUUUAGUGUUCCUUUUCACCCAGGACACCAAUGAGACCACACACACUGGAGAGACCCCGUGACUGUAAACUUUGUAAGAAAGCCUUCAGUCACAUUAUUUUCCUUAUAGUGCACAAGGAAAUUUAUACCAGGGAAAGAACCUUAUCAGAGUUGCAAAUUAUGAACAUAAUUUACUAUUUUCAUUUUUUGAUGUAAACAUUAUGGUGACAAACAUCACUGUAAGUACACUCAGCUGCUAACUGAAAGGUUGGAAUUUUCAACCCACGCAGUAGCUCCGCAGGAGAAAGACCUGGCAGUCUACUUCUGGAAGGAUUACAGCCUAGGAAACCCUUGGUACAAUUCUGUCACAUAGGGUGGCAGUGAGUCAAAAAUGGACUGGAUAGCACCUCAUAACAAUAGUCCUUUCAGUUCUAGGACAUGAAUUUUGGUUCGUAGUGUUUGCAUUUUGAUUCAUUUAUACAGAAAUACUCAAGGCUAUGGUGUGCCCCUACAGAGCCCCAACCUGCCCUAGGUAUACUGGAGCUUUUGUCCUGCACAGACCCAAAGCCUAUGCUCAGAGAUGGAGUCCUGGUUUUGGUAUUUCUAACAGUCUAAGAGUGUGUGCUGGGCCACAAACUGAGGCUGCAUUUGCUGGGAUGGGAAGGAAUAGUGUCUGCUGCAACACCUGGUGUGCACACCCACUGCAGGGCCUGGAGAAGAAGGGAGCCCAACUAGGGUUCUUGUAUUAGUGAGGCCAAGGCAAGGACUGUUGGGACUGGAAGUUUAUCCGUGCCAUUCUACCAAUGCUGAAGUGGAAGCUGACUCACUGACUCUUUAUGUGUGGAGCUUGGAAAUGGUGGCCGUAGGUUGUAGAAGCCUUCAGAUUAGACCUUUCUUGACCCAACACUUCCCCUUGUAGAAUCAUCCUCUGAAUAUCCCUGGCUCCCAUGAUGGUGCCUUUUGAUAGUUGUGAUGAUAGUCAAAACCAUGGAAGUGUCCACAAGGAAGGGAGUUAAAUUAAUGCCUGGCCAUACAUCAGAAUAUUCUACAGCCACUAUUGGGUCGCUGUGAAUUGAAAUUGACUCAGCGGCAAUGGGUCUUUUUGUUUAAAUGAGUUUUCAAUAUUUAACAACAGGAAUACACUUUUGGAAUAUGAAUUGGUAAAUGCAUUAAGUAUUAUAAUAAUUCACACAGUGAAACUACAGAGUAGUACCUUUCUUCCCUCCACAAACCUCCUUUGUGUUGCCCCUUUUUAGUCAAACCUCCCCUAAAUCUGAAUCCCUGGCAACUGUCCCUGUUCAUAUUGUGUACUACGUAACUUUUUGAUUUUGGCUCCUCUCACUUAGCAUGAUACACUUGAGAGAAAUCCAUGUUGACGCACAUAUCGAUAGUUUGUAUAUUGCUGUACAGUAUUACAUUGUGUACUGACCAUUUGGAGGGCAGUUGUAUUUCCAGUUGUUAUGAAUAAAGCUGAUGUAAAUAUUCUUUUGCAGGUUUUAUGUGAACAUAAAGUUUUUGUUUUUUUCACAUAUAUCCCUAGGAGUGAUACUACUAUUAUAUGGUAGGUGUAUUUUUAGGCAAGGAUUCUGAUAGUUCUCAAAAAUGUUUGCUCAAGGGAUACUUAACGUGUCAAAGCAAGAAACAUUUAUGGGAUAAACGGGCAAAUUCUUACUUCAUGUUACUUUUAUAUUUGUAUGUCUUUUCUCUUUAAAAACCUUGAUUCCCAGUAACAAUGUGUUACUUGUUUUACUCUGUGCAGUAUAUGUAGUAGUUUCAAAAUCAUAAUACUAAUAGUAGAGUCCUAUCAUUUAAUGUCCAUGAUACAUUCUGUGAAAUAGGAAGUUAAUUGUGAUUUGGACAUGUGGGCAUGCCUAAAUUACUAGCAGUAGCAUUCACUUAUUUUUCACUUUUGUGUUGUUUAAUAACCUUUUGUUUUACUGAAGUCGAUACUUCUCCUUUGCUUCUUGCUGCUGCUGUCGCUAGCACAGAUUUUGCUGCGUUUGGGAGCCAUUACGCACUUCAUGGUAAUUUAGAAAGGAAAUUAGAGAAUGCCACAACACUCAAGAAAUGUGAGAUCCAUGAGAUUGGAUACUGCUGCCUGCAUAUUGAAGCAUACACUGUUAAACAGUAAACUUUGUAAGUAGAGAAAUUUCACAUUAAAAUAAUGAUAGAAAGUACGGUAUGGUAUAUAUAUAUAACCUAGUAACAGAUGUUUAUUAUGACUAUCAAGACCUCUCUAUUACAGGUUAUGGAUGUACUGUACCAUUAAUACGCCUGUCAGGGCAGUCAUUUUGUAUACAGGAGACAUGAGAAACACGUGUCGUGUGUGGGAAGCUGUUGUAUUUGCCAUGUCCAGUUAUGUCUGCUACAUUCUGUUCUCUGAUCAGGAUUUCUGAACUCUGUUACAACCUAUGGGACCAUGGACUUAUACAUGGUUGGACAUGGCUUGAAUGGACAUUAUGCAGCACAUGACUGUAGUACCAUCCAAAAACUUAGUUAAGUACUCAGGGUGGGGGUGUUUUUUUUUUUGCAUUUCUUUUUGUAUUUAUUGUUAUAUAUCUUUAUUAGGGAUAUGAACUUAAGUAACAUUUACUUGAACUUAAACUCUGCAUGGUUACAUGAUCAGUUUGAUGUUGUUAGUUGCUGUUUAUGGCGAUCUCUGUAUAACAGUAUGAAACGUUGCUUGGUCUUGCUCCAUCUUCGUGAUUAUUGGUAUGUUUAAGUAAUGCCUUCCAAGCUCUGGGGCACAUCAUCCAGUACUAUAGCAGACAGUAUUCUGUUGUGAUCCAUAAAGUUUUCAUUGACUGAUUCUUAAAAGUAGAUCACCUGGUCUUUCUUCCUAAUCUGUCUUAAUCUGAGUGCUCCACUGAUACCUGUCUACCAUUGUUGACCUGCUGGUAUUUGAAAUAACACCAGUGGCAUAGCUUCCAGCCUCGUAGUAACACAAAAGUCAGCACGGUGCAACAAUUUAACAGACAGGUAGUGGCAGUAUGAUAUAUUAUUAGGUUUAUUUCUUUGUGUUCGUGUUUAAUUUUAAGGUUUCCAUUCAUUUUUAAUUAACAUACUUUACAUACAGACAGUCUACAUGUUGUGAACGAGAUCUGUUCCUAGGUCUGUCUUUAAGUCAUAUUUGCAGGUAAGUCAGAGCAGGUACCUACAGUUAUUUAGUAUCAGUCAAUGUUUGUCUUGGUAUAUAAUAUAUAUAAUAUGUAUUUUACUUUUCUAGCAUACCUUUCUAAGCACUUAAGAAACACUUCCAAAUUCACUAAAACAUCUUAAACUUAAUCAUAUAGUAAUAAUAAAAGUAACUCCAUAUGGUACUGUACAGAAGAGAGCGUAUGUGUGUGGGUAUACAGCACUGUAAAAAAUACUCAGUUCUUAAAACACUUCGUAUAGAAAAGGAAAAAAGAUUGAAGGUUAACAGUUUACUCUCAUUUCAUCGAUGUCUUGCAUACCCGGAGCGACAUUUGUGAGGUAAUAUUAUAACAUUAAUAAUUGGGUGAUACAGAAGAUGGCGAGAUGGCUCCCGUUACAGAUGAUGGGCCUGGUGUUGAAGAGGAUGGGCCUGGUGCUGGAGAGUCGGGGUUUGAUUCUGCUGCUGGAGAGGCGGAGUUUACUGCUGGAGUAAAUAUCUUGAAGUAGGCUCAAGGGAGGUUUCUGCAGAGCUUUUCUUUUUCUCAUCAUAAAUGGCCUUAUAGCAGCUGAGGCCGGCAGUAACUGGUCAACUUUGGUGAACCUCUCUCUAUUAGGAUCUUGCUACUCUAACUUUGCCAUCCCUGCUUCAACGAGAUGAAAGGCUUCAGCUAACUUUUAUCAAAACCUUUUUUGGUUCUAGAGUUUUUAGAUCCCAGUCUUCUUCCUCAAAUACUAUCACCUGCUGCUCCACUUCCCAUAAGGUCUUCACUGGGUAGUUCUUUGGCAUGGUGUCCAGUAACUAUAAUGUCAUUUUUACCAAUAUCUAACUGCAGAUGAUUACCAAUAUCAAGCACAGCUUGCCUGGCUUCAGCAAUGUCAUCAGCUGUAAAUUCUUGAAAAGUCUGUUUUGCAUCAGGGUGACAAUUUGUUCUACACUCCAUAUAUGACUGCUUCUUUUCAUGCCAUUUUGAUGGCAUCACAAAUGCAAUUCUUUGAGAACUCCCUAAAGUUUAUCACACAUCCUGGGUGGCCCUGACUGCUGUGAGAAGGUCUGCCAUAAAUAAUAGGCCUUAAAGAAGGCUACGACUUUUUAAUCCAUUGGCUGAAGUAGUGAUGUAUUGUUGGGGGGUAAAAUACGACCUUUACAUUGGGGUGAAGGUCAUCUAAAGUGCUCUUAUGUUCAGCUGCAUUGUCAAGCACAAGGGGAAUCUCGAAUUUUCUUGGCCAAGCUAUAAUGUUCAGUGGCAGGGACAAAAUGGUUCAAGAACCAGCCUUCAAAGAUGGCAGUUGUAACCCAAGCCUUUUCAUUUGCCUUCCACUUAACAGGAAGAUGUGCCUUAGUGAUGUGGCGAAGUGUCCUCAGAUUUAGGGAAUGGUAUACAAGCAAAGGCUUGAGCUUGAAAUUCCGAGAUGUUACCCCCAAGCAAUAACGUUAGCCUGCCCUUCAGUGGCUUAUGCCCUGGUGCACUUUUUUCCUCAACAUUUUAGGAAAACCACUCAUAGAACUUACAUCAGCACUUGCUGCGUCACCUUGCACUUUAUUAUGUCAAUUUGCCCUCACUUUAAAACAAUUGAACCAAUUCCCAUUCACGACAAAUUCUUCAACCCCAUCAUCUUCACUUGCUGUAUAUGUUGUUGUUAGGUGCCACUGAGUCAGUUCUGACUCAGCAAUCCUGCGUACAGCAGACCGAAACACAGCCCUCGUGGUGGUGGUUACGCUUGAGCACAUUGUUGUAGUCACUGUGUCAGUCCAUCUCGUUGGGGGUCUUCUUUUUUGCUGGCCCUCUCCUUUAACAAGCAUGACGUCUUUCUCCAGAACUGGUCCCUCCUCACAACAUGCCCAAAGUAUGGUGAGACGAAGUCUUGCCAUUCUCGCUUCUAAGGAGCAGUACUUGUUCCAAGACAGAUUUGUUGCUUCUUUUGGGGUAUAGAAAAUUGACUGUGUUGUGAGAAACCCUGGUGGCAUAGUGGUUAAGUGCUACAGCUGCUAACCAAAGGACUGGCAGUUCGAAUCCACCAGGCACUCCUUAGAAACUCUAUCAGGCAGUUCCUACUCUGUACCUGUUAUAGGGUUGCUAUCAGUCAGAAUCGACUCGAUGGCUCUGGGUUUGGUUUAGUUUUUUUGUGUGUGUGUGAGAUAAUGGAUGCUUUAGUAAUGUAGCGGCGUUGAGGCUGGAGAGAUGAUGUUGGGCUGGAAGAUAUUAAAGCACAAUCACCUUGACUAGGUAAUUUUAUUGGCCUUGGGGAUAAGAAAGAGAAUUAAGGUUGAACUCAUAAUGUGUGUCUUCAUCAACUGAGCACAGGGUAUCAUUCAUCUGGGAUGGGGAAUACAGAAACAAGUGUGGAUGAUGAUGCUUAUUUUGCUGUCAACAUCCCCCUUUUUUUGCUGCCACUACUAACUGGAAACCUAAACACAGACCUAAAGUUGUAAGCUCCAUAGCUUGGCAGCUCAAAGUGUGGCCCAUGGGCCAAUAGGCUCAGCAUCACCCAAGAGCCUCUUAAGAAUUCAGAAUCCCAGGCUCCUCUUAGACUUCCUGAAUCAAAACCCACAUUGUAACCAGUUUCCUGGGAGUUUCAGAUGCAUGUGUUGGAGGAGUGCUGGCUCUGAUCCUUCCGCUUCCCUGGGUGUUUGUUGGUGAGAACAGAAGCUCUGCCUUCAGGAAGGGAAGGUGGUGGUGCCAGGCUUGGAUUACCUAGACCAGAGUGAUGUCUCUAGGAGGCACAAGUGAGUUUCUUUCCAGUCUGGGAGUGGUGAGCUGCAGGUGAAGGACACGGGGUUGUAUCUGCAGUUUCUGCAGCUUCAGUAGUUGAAUUGUCAUCGCUGCUCAUCAAAUACUUUGUUCUAAUGUUACUGUAGUCUUUGAACAAUUUAGUUCAUGAAGAUCAGGUGGACCUAAACAGCUAGGAAUUUUGUUGCUCAUUAAGUUUCUGUGGUUUAAGUUUGGGCCCAACAUUUGAAUCCAUAGGAAGUCUUUAUCUUAGAAGGGCAUUUUGUUCUUAAUUUUAACCUCCACUCUACAGAAUGCCCCAAGCGCAUUGCCAGGGCUCCUGAGCUGAAGCUUCUCCUCCUCCACAGGGAAUGAGACACAACUUUGGUUCAUUGCGACCCUGUUGUCUUCACUCAGAGAUAGAUUCCACCUGAACACACCCAGCCUCACAUCUUCAUGGCUCCCGUUUUAUCCCCUGAGGGGAGACCCAAAAAACAGGGCAAUCAUUGCAGGUGGGAGAGACAAAGAAAAAUUUACUGGUUGUGUUUUUACUUCAGAUCUCUUGGGGCAUCUCCCACUUCUACAUGUGGCCACCCCACCACCACCACUACCCCCAUCUGCUGCUGAGUCAACCCCAACUCAUAGUGACCCGUGUGUCGGAGUGGAACUCUGUUCCAUAGGGUCUUUAAUGGCUGAUAUUUCAGAAAUAGAUCACCAAGACUUUCUUCCAAGGUGCCUCUGGGUGGACUCAAAACAACAGCCUUUGCAUUAGCAGUCAAGCACAUGAACUCUUUUCACCACCCAGGGACUCUGGGUGCCAGUCCGGUAUAUGUUAUUCAUGUGUCCAGGUUACAAACUUUGUGGGGUGAAGAUUUUUCUUAGCCAAUACACAUCAAAUAAGUUAAUACUAAAACCUCCCCAGGAAUUAUACUGCAGAAGGCCCUUCCUUACAUUUAAUUUGGAAAUCAAAGUAUCAUCGGAUGGUGACUUAAUUGGUGCCACCAAGAAGAGUAAUAAUAGAGGAAAUGGCUGUGCAGUUCUCAGUCUCUUCAUCUGAGGAGUCAGAAUGCUCCUGUUACUCAGUGAGGUAUUUAUCCCUGGUCAGGGCUUACUGCUGAUUUAUUCAGAACACCUGACCACCUGGGCCGUGAUACAGUGUCCCUGCUCCCCGCUCUUCAGCAGUGUGGCUUUUACUCUGUGAUGCCUUUUAGCCGAUACUAAAAAAGAUUUUAAGAACCUUGAAAUUCAUUAUUGGAUUCCUUGAACGGAAUUGGCAGAAACCUUGCUCAUUUUAUCACACAGUGUGACCUCAUGAGAAUCAGGGACAUCAAUGUCUUUUUUCCCUUAGUAUCAGGAAGGGUCAUGCUUCUUUUAUGCAAUUGUUUGUUUUAAUGUUAGGAAUACUGUGUGUCUUGAGCUCAAUCAUUGCAUCAGAGGUUGCUUACUCAAAAUAUAUAUUCUCUUAUUAAUCAAACGUCAGUUUUAUUUGGUUAUAUGCCCAGCUAAAAUCCCAUUUUUCCAACUUCUCUUGAAAUUAUCUUCAGUGAGAUAUAAGGGAAGUUAUUGGAUGGGAAUAAUGGAAUGCUCUUGAGAAACCAUUUCCAUCUUCUGGCCUGCAGUUUGCACAUUGCAACUGGAAUCUAGAAGCUGUCAUGUCUUGGAAAACCAAAUAUAGUGUGACAGCCGGAAUAACCCUUUUCCCUAAUGUUAUCAUGAGGCCCUUUCUUUUAUGCCAGAGAAAAUAAAGCUGUAAUUGUUCAGAGGAGCCCUGGUGACGCAGUAGUUAAGACCUCUGCUGCUAACCAAGAGGCCGGCAGCCCAAAUCCGCCAGCUGCUCCUUGGAAACCCUAUGUGGCAGUUCUACUCUGUCCUGUAGGGUUGCUAUGAGUUGGAAUGGACUUGAUGGUAACAGGUUUCGUUUGGUUUUUUGGUAUCUUGUUUACCUAUGCCAUUCCUCACUUCAUUUUGUAUCUAAAAUUUUUUUCUGCCAGAAUAAUUGUCUUCUCAUGUGCAUUUAAGUGUUUUGCUUUGCAUUGUGUAAGGAGCCCUGGUGGUACAGUGGUUAAGUGCUCAGCUGUUAACAAAAGGCUGACACUUCUAACCCACUCAGCAGCUCCAUGGAAGAAAGGCCUGGCAAUCUGCUCACAUAAGGCUUAUAGUCCAGAAAACCCUAUGGGGUACUUACACUUUGUCACAGUGGGUCGCUAAGUCAGAAUCAACUCAAAAGCACCUAACAUCAACAACAUGGACUCUGUCGGUUCCUUGAAAUACUUUUUGGAAUAUGUCAUGUAAAAAUAUGAAUAAAUAAAUGGUGUUUUUCAAAUGAAACUGGGCACUAGAUCCUGGGCCUAUGAUAGCUGUCCUCCCACGAGCAUUCUCUGAGGUCAUCGUACUCACUGUUGUGCUGACAAGAGGCAGAUCCAUCGCAUGUAAGGAACAUUUCCAGGGCCCAUCAGCUCCUGGGUGGAAAAGGCAGAGUCAGAACUCACACCUGCCUGACUCCAAGUCAGGGCCUUUAUCUUAGCAGCACUGCCUCCCACAGUCGAUGCUUCACAAAUAACAGGUGAUGCUGAAGCUGAAAUAGAGCAGAAUCUUGAGAGUCGAGGAGACUUUAGAGUCAAUUUCUCUUUCAGAAGGAGAGAGGCCCUGGAAUUGUGGUCUAAGGUAGAAGCAAGAAGGAAAGGGGCUGAGAGGGAAUGGACUGUGAGAAGCCUCUUCAGACCAGGGACCUGAAUGGUAUAGGAUUUGAAUCAAUCCCCUUUCACUAUCUCAUCACCUCUGACUGUUCCCCAGAAGACAUGGUCAUAAAAAGCUUUUCUUCCUGCACACCCUGUUCUCAUAGAACUCGCUGGACUUCUCUGGCAUCGCCCAAAGAUAUUACACAGUGGAUGAGCCUCCACGGGCCCCUUCUCCCUUGGGUAAUGGAAGCAUGUGGGCUGGGGAGGUGGUGUCUGGCACUGGUUGUUGGUAGUGAGUGGACACAGUGAGGAGGAUCUCAGCCUGGGCCUUGUAUGCUGAAGGUGAGCAGCAAGGAGACAUUUACAGUUUCUGCAAAUCCAGAGGCUGAGUUUUCAGAGCUCCUCAUUAAAUGCAUUGUUUUAUUGUUACUCUACUCUCUAAGCAACUCACUUCCUUGAAGGCCAAGGGACCAUAAAUAAAAGGAAACUUUUCUCCCAGUUCAGUCCCCGUGGGUUCAGCUGUGGGGCCAGACGCAUAUUCCCUCCAAUGGGUCCAUCUCCCUUGGAAAGUGCAGCUAACCCUGUGGAUAUGACCUCAUAUAGGCCCCGUCACAGAGACCACCCCAUCAGUCCCUAAGCUGCCAGGAGCCACAAUGAGUCCCCAGUGCCUGACUCAGAUGUGGCAGUGCCCACUUGUCACACCCAACCCAAAUAGGAUUCUCCCUGAAACUUCAUGCUAACUUCUGUUUGCAAUGCCGGGGACAGAUUCUAGAUAAAAUGGUUCGUUGGGUCCCUGCAGUUGGUGGAGGAAAAAGGCUCAGUUUUAGCUGUGUAGAAAGCAUUUUCCUUGUUCACGUUCUCCCAAAUGCAGUUUUGUCAUUUGGGGUAAACAUUCACUUCUUCACACGAUAUACUUUGUUUUUCUGACUACAAACCCACGUAGGCCAUUCAGAGCAUUCCUUCUGUCAUGAAUUAUGUCCCCCAAGAAAUGUAUCAAUUUGGCUGGGCCAUGAUUCCCAGUAUUGUGUGGUUGUCCUUCCUUUUGUGGUGGUGAUUUUAUGUUAAAUAGGAUUAUGGUGGAAUUGUAACAUCCUUACUAAGGUCACAUCCCUGAUGCAACGUAAAGGCGGUUUCCCUGAGGUGUGGACUGCGCCACCUUUUAUCUUACAGUAGAUGAAAGGGAAGAAAGCAGAGAGUUGAGGACCUCGUACCACCAAGAAAGCAGUGCCAGGAGCGGAACGUGUCCUUUGGACUCGGGGUCCCCAUGCAGAGAUGCUCCUAGUCCAGGAGAAGACUGAUGAGAAGGCUGACAGAGGGAAAGCCUUUCCCUGGAGCAGAUGCCCCAAAUUUGGACUUUGAGCCUACUUCACUGUGAGGAAAUAAAUUUCUCUUUGUUAAAGCCAUCCACUUGCGGUAUUUUUGUUAUAGCAGCACUAGAUGACUAAGACACCUUCCCAUGGGAAAGUCUACUUUGGAAAUAAAAUUAGCACCUGACAGUGACUCAUAGAAGGAGACUACAAACUUUUUGGAAAAGGCUAGAUAAUAGGCAUCACAGGCCAUAGGCUUUCUGUGGGAACUACUCAAUUCUGCUCUGUAAGCAGUGGUACCAUGUACACAAAGGAGCAUGGCUGUGUGGAUUAGUUUCCUGUGGCUACUGUAACAAAUGACCACUACCUGGAUGGCUUAAGGAGCCCUGGUGGUGCAGUGGUUACGUGAUACGGCUGCUAACCAAAGGCUUGCAUUUUGAAUCCACCAACCACUCCUUGGAAACGCUACAGGGCAGUUGUACUUUAUCCUAUAGGGUCGCUAUGGGUCAGAAUCGACUCUACAGCAGUUGGGUUUUUUUUGUGG
This is a messenger RNA of Loxodonta africana (African savanna elephant), 13842 nucleotides long. Its product is annotated as zinc finger protein 345-like. Gene Ontology annotation, biological process: regulation of transcription by RNA polymerase II. The transcript has 5 exons. The coding region runs from base 636 to 2828 and encodes 730 amino acids. Gene Ontology annotation, molecular function: RNA polymerase II cis-regulatory region sequence-specific DNA binding; DNA-binding transcription repressor activity, RNA polymerase II-specific; DNA-binding transcription activator activity, RNA polymerase II-specific. Gene Ontology annotation, cellular component: nucleoplasm; nucleus. NCBI's taxonomy places the organism in Eukaryota, Metazoa, Chordata, Mammalia, Proboscidea, Elephantidae. The record is from RefSeq and is a predicted model, not a curated record.